Messenger RNA from Meira miltonrushii, 552 nucleotides. RefSeq lists its product as uncharacterized. The record is from RefSeq and is a predicted model, not a curated record. Bases 1 to 552 code for a protein of 183 amino acids. NCBI's taxonomy places the organism in Eukaryota, Fungi, Basidiomycota, Exobasidiomycetes, Exobasidiales, Brachybasidiaceae. Gene Ontology annotation, biological process: translation; ribosomal small subunit assembly. Gene Ontology annotation, molecular function: RNA binding; structural constituent of ribosome. The transcript has 5 exons. Gene Ontology annotation, cellular component: ribosome; cytosolic small ribosomal subunit.
AUGUCACCUUCACAGCCAGCCAGCUGGUCGUUGCCAUCAUCAUCCUCGAUUCAAGAAUAUAGUCAAGUAAGAGUGAGUAUCGUGCCUAACGUUAAGGAUGUCCCAGCUGAGGCCUUCAUCCAGGCAUACGCCAGCCACUUGAAGCGCUCCGGAAAGUUGGAAGUGCCAACAUGGGUUGACACUGUCAAGACCGGUACCUUCAAGGAACUCGGUCCUUACGACCCUGACUGGUUCUACGUCCGUGCUGCUGCAUUGGCCCGUCACAUCUACAUCCACAAAGCCGUCGGUAUUGGUGCUCUACAAAAGUUGCACGGUGGACCAAAGAACCGUGGUUUCCGCCCUCAACGUCACACUGAUGCAUCUGGAUCCGUUCAACGUAAGGCUGUUCAAAGUUUGGAAGCAAUUGGUGUCUUGGAAAAGGACCCCAAGGGUGGACGCCGUAUCAGCCAAGAUGGUCAAAGAGAUUUGGACCGUAUCGCUGUGGCCACUUUGGAAAGUUUGAGAGAAAAUGACGAUGAGGAAGAAGAGGAGGACGAGGAAGAUGACGAGUAA